Molecule: messenger RNA, 1887 nt
Organism: Dictyostelium discoideum AX4
Lineage: Eukaryota; Evosea; Eumycetozoa; Dictyosteliales; Dictyosteliaceae
Exons: 2
Coding region: 1-1887 (628 amino acids)
Source: RefSeq, a predicted model, not a curated record
AUGGCACAGGUAGCAGCAAAAGGUGGAAUUGAUUUUAUCAAUAGUUCAUUCCAGGCUAUCAAUACUGGAUAUGAUAUGGGAGUAAAAAUACGUAAUGAUAUUAUUAAAAAUAGAAUUAUUAGUCAUGUUUUUUCAUUUUUUAGUAUUGUUUCAGUUAAGAAAAUUUCAAAGAUUUUAGAUAAAAUGGAAGAAAAAAAAAAAUAUAAAAAAACAGGAUUAAUUGAAAAAUAUAGAAAUUUAAUAAAUGAAAAUAAUGAAUUUAAAUAUGCAUUAUUAUUAGAGGUUGGUUAUAAAGUUGGUACAUCAGGAAAAGAUACAAGAGCCUAUAGAUAUGUUAUGGGAUUUGUUCAAAUGUCAAAAGAUUUAUCAACUUAUCUAAAUGAUAAUGGUAUAAUUGAAAAUUUAAAAACCUACACAACCAUUCUAAAGGAUAGAGUUGGUGAUACCUAUGUGAAAACGUUCUUCCCAUCGAUUACAAAUGGUUGGUCAAGAAAAAAAGCAGUUGAAACAAAGAGUUAUAUUGAAGAGAUUGUUAUCAGUCAAAUUUACCUAUUAUUAAAAGGUUUAAAUCCAUAUGAUUCUUCAAUAUUUAAAUCGAUUUAUGAGACAAAUUCAAAAAGAAGAGAACAAAAUUCUGAGCUUCAAAAAGAUGUUGUCAUAUUUCAAUAUAUUGAAUUGGAUUCAAAUGGUGUUAGAUUCCAAAAGAUUUUGGAUAUUUUAGUUAAUAAUUUAGAUUUAGCUCAAAACCGAUCAGAUAAUUCUUUUAAUUUACAAACUAUGAUGAAUUCAAUUUUUGAAAAUUCAAUUUCAUUAAAUGAUGAUCAAGAUAAAAGAAAUAUUAAAAAUUUAUCACCAAUUCUUCCCAAAAUUUUCACAAAUUCUAAUAGUAUUCCAUCAUCACCAUCACAGUUAAAUGGAGCUUCAUCAUCAUCAUCACCAUCUCAACAACAAUUUAUUGAAACAAAAUCAUCAUUAUUACUUCCACCAAUAGUUAAAAUGCCAUCUUCACCACCAAUAUCACCACUUUUAAAAAAUUCUUCAUUAUUAAAUUCUUCAAAAGAUGAUAAAGAAUCUGGUGGUGGUGGUGCUAAUCCAAUUAGAAAUGCAGCCUCAACAUUAGAUUUAAUAAAGAAAUUAAAACAAAGUAAUUAUCAACCAAAUAUUACAAUAAUUAAACCAUUUAAAAUUUCAAAAUUAAAGAAAAAGACCUUUAUGCAAGAUGAAGAUAUUGAUGAAAUUGAAGAGAAAAAAAAUUCCAAUUUGAAUGAUAAUCAUAACCAUGGUGGUGAAUUACCAAUUCCAAAACCUCAAUUAAAAAUUAAUUCAUUGGUUAAAAGUUUCUUUUUAAAAUAUUCAUUAUUAGCAAAAUCAAUUGAUGAAUUUGAAAAUAAAGGAAUUCCAAAUAACUUUUUAAUCAUAUUUAUUAAUGAGUUAAUUGAAAGAUUUGAAAGCCAAAUUGAUUUCAAAUUAUUAUUUAAUCCAUCAGUAACACGUUAUAUGGAUAAUGAUUUAAAUUUAAAUUUUGAUUUUCAAAUGGAUGAUAUUGAUCCAUUAUCAAAACAAAAUUUAAAUUUAAAUCAUAUCAUUGAUAAAAAUGUUUUGGGUGAAAUUGUAAAUCCAAUUAUUAAUUGUUUGGAAAUUUUUAAAAAUAAAGAUAAAAUUAUUAAUUUUGAUAAAAAUAUUUCAAAUAUUAUUUCAAAUAUUUUAAUAUCAAAAUUUAAACAUCAAAAGGAAAUUAAUGAUAAAUUACAACAACAUCAAUCAAUACCAUUAGAUGAAACUUCAAAAUUAUUAGUUCAAUAUUCAAUUAUUAAUUUUAUUAAUCCAGUUAUUAAAGAAUUUUCAAAUUAUAUUAAAUAUAUUCAUUUAAAUGUUGUUUUUGAUUAA